GUUGCAAAAUCAAAGCGUUGAGGGCCAAGACGAACACCUACAUCAAGACACCGGUGCGAGGAGAAGAACCCGUCUUCGUCGUCACCGGGCGGAAAGAAGACGUAGCCAUGGCCAAAAGGGAAAUCCUCUCGGCCGCCGAACACUUCUCCAUGAUCCGAGCGUCGCGCAACAAGAACGGGCCGGCCCUCGGAGGUUUGCCGUGUAGAGCCACGAUCAAAAGGAUUCAGCAGCAAACCCACACCUACAUCGUCACGCCCAGCAGGGACAAAGAACCCGUCUUCGAAGUCACGGGGAUGCCCGAAAACGUCGACCGGGCGCGCGAAGAGAUCGAGAUGCACAUCGCCAUGCGCACGGGCAACUACGUCGAGCUCAACGAGGAGAACGAUUUCCAUUACAACGGGACGGACGUGAGUUUCGAGGGCGGCCCGCUGGCUUCCGCCUGGCUCGCUUCCAACCCCGUCCCUCCCGGCCGCGCCCGGAUGAUUUCGAAUUCACGAAACGACAGCUCCAGCUCGUUGGGAAGCGGCUCCACGGAUUCUUAUUUCGGAAGCAAUAGAUUGGCCGACUUCAGCCCCACGAGUCCCUUCAGCACGGAAAACCUCGAUCACCCGUUGGCGAGGAGAGCGAGGAGCGACCCGCCCGGCGCCGCUCACCAAACCGCUCUCCCCGUUUACAUCCCGGCUUUUUCCAACGGUACCAACAGUUAUUCCUCAUCCAACGGCGGCUCGACGUCCAGCUCGCCGCCGGAAUCGCGUCGCAAGCACGACUGCGUCAUCUGCUUCGAGAGCGAGGUCAUCGCGGCCCUCGUGCCGUGCGGCCACAACCUCUUCUGCAUGGAGUGUGCCAACAAGAUCUGCGAGAAGGAGACGCCGGCGUGUCCCGUUUGCCAGACAGCUGGUACCGCAAUCCAAAUCCACUCUUAA
This is a messenger RNA of Apaloderma vittatum (bar-tailed trogon), 923 nucleotides long. RefSeq names its product mex-3 RNA binding family member A (gene MEX3A). Gene Ontology annotation, molecular function: RNA binding. Lineage: Eukaryota; Metazoa; Chordata; Aves; Trogoniformes; Trogonidae. The record is from RefSeq and is a predicted model, not a curated record.